UGGGUUUCCAUGGAAACACAUGUUUUCCUGAAAACACAAUGUAUGGACUAGAAUAUUUGAAUCUCGUGACGUUUUUCGCAACCGUUUGGUUGUAAUUUGGUAAAGAAAUCUAAAAUGACAAUUUUUGUAGAAAGGUUGUUAGUUCACCUCGACGGAAAAGUUUUGGAAGACCUCGUUUCUCAUUCGACUUUGAAUUACACGGCUGUCAUAACUGACGACAACCAGCUGUACAUAUUCCAGGAGAGUGCUCUUUUACAUGGCUGUCCUUGGAAAAGCCCUUCUAAACUUGUAUCGAUCAAAUGGCAUCCUACUCUUGCUGUCGUCACUGUUGGUUCAGAUAUUGGGGAAAUUUACACCCUCAUCCUGGAUACAAAAAUUUUGAAGGAGAUAAAAGUUCCAACUGUUCAAAAACACCCAGUUAGGUUUCUCUGUUGGGCAAAUGAAAAUCAGCUUUUAAGCCUUAAUAGCAAUGGUAUUCUAACAGUCUGGAAUCAUUCCAAAGAUAACCAUUUCCAAAAGAUAACUGAACAUGAUAUAAAAGACACACCUUCUCAACUGACUUGCUUUAGAUUGCCUGCACCACCUUGGGAGAGUUUCAUUGGAAGCUCCUCUGGUGCUAUCUAUCAUGCUGUUCAAGAUGGCCCAGCAUGUACAGAAGUUGUUCGAAUGGAAAAGGCCAUUCAAAAUAUUGUCAACCAUGAAGAUUCUCUUUGUGUUUUAACUUCUGGUGGACUUCUUUCUGUUUUCAGAAAAAAUAAAUUGAAGGACGGAACUAAAGUCAUUGAACUUCUAAACACGGUGAAAAUAAGCGGGAAAUCUCAAUUAAUUCAGCUGACGUGGUUGAAUAAAAAUAUGAUUGCUCUGACCGGUGGCGAUCUGACAAUCCGUUUGUGGAACUGCCAAAGCAACGAUACUUUCCUCUUGCCACUGCCUGACGUAGCUGAGCUUACUCUUCACUCUGGAGCGGAACAUUUCACCACACUUGCCUACCUGCCCGAUAAAACCCACGCUCUCCUGUCCGCUGCGACUAAUUUGGGUGGCAUCGUCUUUUGGCGAGACAACAAUAAUCGUAACGACAUUCACACUCCCGAAGAUGAUUGGCAUUUCAUCGGUCUGGUUGGCCUCUCUGGCGGUUCUAUCGAACAUUCCGUCUGGGGAGCAAAAUAUCUCUUUGUACAUAAUGGAUCUAGCCUUUAUCAAAUUGUCCAGCAGCAACCAUCAGUCGCUUUCAGGAACGAAAUUGGUGUCGUUCAACUUUCGUCAUCUGUAGUAUCCGUCCAAAGACAAACAAAUUCUGUUCAGCUGGAUUUACCAAUAAGAAUUUCCGGAAUAGACUUGUGUGAGAAUCACCUUUUAGUGUGGGGAGAGGCAAAAGUGGUCAUUUACCAGAUGGGAGUAGGUACCACCAACGAAAAACCUUUUGCAAUUGGAAGUUUUGAAUGCGAAUGCUUGAUGGUGCGGCUUCACAAAACAGCGUGUUUCUGUCUAGAGGGUCCGUUGAUCCAAAUGCGGAAUUUUCAAGGAUCUGUAGUGUGCCCCCCGCUAUCCUUUAUGGACUCGGAAGGAUCUCCCGUAACGUUGGAUCUCUUCGGUAACUUCUUGUGCGCAUCAUCGACUAGUGGCUACGUCAAGCUAUGGGACGUGACUACUAGUGAUCCAAAGCUACACAUAAGCACGAAAAACGUAACAGCGAAUGUUGCUGGUUUUGAGCGAUUCCGUUCCGUGAAAACCAACAUUGAUGGCUCUUGCAUCUCAUUUACAGUCGAUGCAGAUGAAGGACUAACCAAAUUGUUCGUGUGGAGAACCACAAUGAAUUUGGUCGAAUCCUUUAACGUAGCCGCCGAAUGGCCAGAGGAGCAAGGCGUUCUCCAAGUUCAUUACUGGGAUGAAGAUGAACCCCGGAUUGUUGUUUGCCAAAUCGCAGGCAAAGAGAACAGCUGUUUGGUUUCGCUUUUAGUUCCAACUGAACAGGAAGAGCUUUUGGUUCAAGACGUGGUGCCCAUGACAACCGACCUCAUUGGCGUCCGACUUCCUCACUACGCCAUUGUGGAUGAAGCGACGAAAAUUCAUUUGCGGUUGCUAGACAGUUUGGCCAGUCUGAACGAUCACCGUGAUAAGGCAGCCCGCGACGCAUUGUUAUCAUUCAGCUGUCACCUAAGACGUGGGCGUGUGGAGCAAGCCUAUCAGGCUGUGCGAUCUUUUGCCAAUCCGAAAAUAUGGGAAAGCUUAGCUCGCAGCUGCGUCCAAUUGAGGCGACCGGACGUCGGCCUAAUUUGCUUGGGGAAAUUAGGCAGCGCCAGGGCAGCUGCGGCGGUUCGAUCUGCCCAGGAGAAAUAUUUAGGCCAAGUGGAUGCAAUUACAGCUGUUCUUGCCGUCCAGUUGGGCAUGAUAAAAGAUGCGGAAGCGAUGUGCGAGCAAUCUUUAUGCUACGACCUUCUUAGCCGAAUGUACCAGGCUUCUAACCGAUGGGACGAAGCGUUGCAAUUGGCCCACACUAAAGAUCGAAUCAACUUGAAACGGACUUACUACGAGUACGCUCGUCAUCUCGAAGGCGAAGGAAAUACUACGUUAGCGCUCCAAAUGUACGAAAAGUGUCAAACCCAUCAUUUUGAUGUCCCACGAAUGCUAUUCGAAGAUACAACCGCCCUUCAGAAUUAUUGCACUUCCAGUCAAGACCCAGAACGACUUCGUUGGUGGGCUCAGUUUCUGGAAAGCAGCGGAGAGAUGGAUACGGCGCUAGAACACUACGCCAGGGCUGGAGACUACCUUUCACUUGUGCGGCUUCAUUGCUAUUUGGGCGAUUUGAAUCGAGCGACCGAGUUGGCUGAACAGAGCCAAGACCGCGCAGCUUGCUUCCACGUCGCCCGGCAACACGAGGCUAACGAUAACAUUCCCGAGGCUUUGAAGUUUUUUGGCCAGGCAGCCGCCUACGGUAACGCUGUCCGUCUAUGCAAAGAACACGAACUGGAUGACCAGCUGUACCGAUACGCCAUGCUGGGCGAACAAGAAGAAAUGAUUGAAGCUGCACGUUAUUUUGAAGGUUCAUCGGCUAACAGCGAUCGCCAACCGAGAUUCGAUCGAGCAGUCAUGCUGUACAGUAAAGCUGGACUUCUUGAUACUGCCCUCGAUUUGGCUUCUAGAACGGAACAGCAUGAAGCUGUAUUAGAAUUAGCUCGACGUUUGGACAAAAACUCGAAUCCUGCAUCACUGCAACGUUGUGCUGAUUAUUUAGCAAGUCAUCGCCAUUAUGAUGCAGCUGUAGAUUUGCUUGCCAUGGCAGGAAAGAAUUCCGAUGCAGUUGACAUGUGUUUGAAAUACAAUGUCACGUUGACAGAAGCGUUGGCCGAUCAACUCGUAAAUGGGGAAAAUAACAGCCGAUUGCUGACUCAACUGGCUGAAGUUGCUCAACGCCAGGGUGACUACCAGUUAGCGGCAAAGAAGUUUACUCAAGCAGGAGAUAAAUAUCAAGCGAUGAAAGCUCUCUUAAAAUCAGGCGAUACAGAUCGAAUUGUCUUCUUCGCAAACGUGUCUAGGCAGCCUGAUAUUUAUAUACUUGCUGGAAACUAUUUACAAACCCUCGACUGGCGCUCCCACCCGGAAUACGUCAAACACAUUGUGACCUUCUACACGAAAGCUAGAUCGCCCGAUCUCCUUGUCGGCUUUUAUGAAGCCUGUGCACAGGCCGAGGUUGAUGAAUACCAAAGCUACGACAACGCAAUGAACGCAUUGAAAGAAGCGCACAAAAUUAUGUCCAAAACUCCUGAAAGUAGUCAAUCAACAAGAUCUAAAGCACUUUAUAUGAAAAUGGCUUUUCUGGAGCAGUUCAUUAACAUCAGAAAAAUGUCUGCCACAAACCUACAAGGAAUUUCUCAGUUUGAAAGUAUCUUACAAUCAUCUAGCAUGGAUUUAGGCAUUUUGAAACCAGGAAAUGUUUACUCUGCUAUUUUCCAACUUUAUGUUGAUCACCAAAUGCACAAUGAAGCCCUCCAAACUUUGAAUGGGAUGAAAGCAACUGUUCCAAAGUUCAUGAAUUAUUUGGAUCCUGACAUGGUGUCUCAAUUAUGCCUAAUUCAAAAUGUGUCAUCAACAUUAUAUCUCGAACAAGGUAACCAAAAUGGAGAGGAAAACUCAGAGGAUAUAAGAGAAAUUAUUAAUCACAGAAAAUAAUUUAUUGAUGAUAUUCAGACUUCACUUAGAAAGUGCUUGCAUUAUAAUCUCAGCUUCUUUAGAUAUUGGUUUUAAAUCAAACCCUUUCAGUUCUGGUUUCCCUUCAAGAUCUCUCAAAUGUUUCACUUGUUCUUUAAGCUUGUUGCGAUGUUCAGAUAUCUCUUGAUCAACCUCUUUUAACUCUGCAGGAGAAAGGCGACAAUUUGAAUUAAUUUUGUUGAAAUUUAAAUGCUAAUUUUAAAUACCUCGUUCCAACAAGUUUUGCGCCUUGGACGUCCUUAUUUUUACGAAUAUGUUUCCAAUCGACACCCAUGCCUUUUCACUAGGUUCCAAGCCAUUUUUCAAAGCCCGAAAAGCUUCCCGUGUUUUUUGGCGCUUGAAAUCCAAUGCUACUAUCUCGUCUCUGGUGAUAAAAAUCUCUUGGGCAGCAGCUUCAGUUUGAAGUAUCAACUGUUGUGUCUUUUCGAAAUCCAUGGCACAAUCUUUUUGUUUAGUUUGAAAGUUUGAAGAGAUUGUUCUUGUUUGCUGUUGUAUCGUCUGCUAUUCAUUUGCCCCAUUGCCAAAAUUGACGAACAAAAUCAAAAGAACCAAAUUUUGUAUUGUUUCUCUGUCUUCAGUAAUUUUGUUACCUUUUAUUUUAUUGUAACUGUUCUGCAUGAUAUCUUGAAUAUUAGAGUUUGAUUCAAAACUGAUAA
Daphnia pulex (common water flea) is the source of this 4862-nucleotide messenger RNA. RefSeq names its product intraflagellar transport protein 140 homolog (gene rempA). The transcript has 18 exons. The coding region runs from base 115 to 4167 and encodes 1350 amino acids. Gene Ontology annotation, cellular component: intraciliary transport particle A; ciliary basal body; axoneme. Gene Ontology annotation, molecular function: protein binding. Lineage: Eukaryota; Metazoa; Arthropoda; Branchiopoda; Diplostraca; Daphniidae. The record is from RefSeq and is a predicted model, not a curated record. Gene Ontology annotation, biological process: intraciliary retrograde transport.